AGGCCGGCCAGCAGCGGUGGGGCAGUGCGCGCCGGCCCACCGACUCUGCGGUUGCAGCCACAGCGUGGCGACGGCCACCACUCGCAGCAGACUUGGCGAUUGCCUUCCGAUGGAAGUCUCGGCAGCAGCUGUUCCAGCUGCUAACAGCGACAGAGUACAAGCAGAGGAUAGCACCGUGAGUGGGCUGAAGGCUAGAGUGGAGAGAGAGCACCUAAACGGCCACUGGCAAACGCAGCACUGCAAAGAAGACGAGGUCCAUAUCAAAGGGAAGGUGUUGGCCAACGGUACCCUGCUGGAGAAUGGCUCCGUAAGUCACGACCGAGUGUUGGACGCGCACGAGGAGCCUGUGAUCUCUCCAUCUGAGAGGCCGGAGGCUAGUAGGAAUAUCAGUGUGGUAAAUGGGAGUGAUGUGGACGACGGAGGAUGGGACAGAUGCGACGAACAAGUGCGGGAAGCAACCCCAGGAGAGGAGGAAGAGGUGGACCCGGCUAGCGGAGAGCUGCUGACGGAGGAGCGGCUGGCGGAGGCGGAGCGGCUGCUGCGGCGGCACUCUGGGUGCUCGGGCCCGUGGCGGCUGUCUCGCUCGCCGCUGGGCGGCCGCGGCCUGGUGGCGGCACGGGCGCUGUCUGCCGGGGAGCUGGUGCUCAGGGACCCGCCGCUCGUGCUGGCGCCGCGCGCCGCCUCCGCACCCCUCUGCCUGCGCUGCCACCAACGCGCCGCCCCCGACCGCCUCCGGCAGUGCGCCCGCUGCCACAUGCCCGUCUGCUGCGACGCUGCGGGCGACGGCCAGGAGGACCACCACGCCGGGGAGUGCGCGCUGCUGGCGGAGUGGGGGCUGCGUCCGCCGGCAGAGGGCGGCUGGCCGCGGCCGGUGGUUCGCGCCUGCGCCGCCGUGCGCUGCCUGGCGCUGCCCGCUUCCGACCAGAGGCUGCUGGCCGCGCUGCAGGCGCACCAACACCCGCGCUACCGCCAUGAGAGUGUAGAAGCUGUUGCUGUCGUCACAGGAAAUUUUGUAUACAACUGGAUUAGAGGAGAUCGCUUGUUGUUGUUGUUAUCAGCUUUAUGGAGCUGCUGUCGCGGCUGUGUGGGGGGGCGGGUCCCCCCGGAGCGCCUGCGAGCGGCGGGGCGCGCGGCGCGCGUGCUGGACACGAACGCGUUCGAGACACCGCUGGACGGCAGCCGGCGGCCGGAGGCGCUGUCGGGGCGGCUGCGCGGCCUCUACCCGCUGGCCGCCAUGAUGAACCACGCGUGCUCGCCCAACACCACGCACGGCUACGACGCGCAGCACGCCAUGGUGGUGCGCGCCGCCGUCGACGUGGCCCGCGGCCAGGAGCUCACCACGUCGUACGCCCCGCUGAUGUGGGGCACGGCCGCGCGGCGCGCCCACCUGCUCGACACCAAGGGCUUCCUCUGCCGCUGCGACCGCUGCCGCGACCCCCAGGAGUUCGGGUCGCUGCUUUCGGCGCUGCGGUGCGGGCGCGGCGGUUGCCUUGGCGCCAUAGUGAGCGAGGACCCCUUGGACACGGCGUCUCCGUGGCGCUGCAGCGGCUGCGGACAGCAGCUGAACGCCACCAAAGUGCGGGCGGUACAGGCCGCACUUGGCUCCAUGCUGGCCAAGGUGGACACCGGCAGGCCGGAGGCCGUGGCCGCCUACCUGCGCAGCCCGCGCGUCUGCUCGGCGCUCCACCCCUCCAACCAGGUCGCCGUCGAGCUCAAGAGCUGCCUCGUCUGGCUCUACGGCCACACCGACGGGCACAGCUGGCAAGAGCUGAGCGAUGAGGACCUGGAGCUGAAGGAGUCGCUGUGCCGGGAGCUGCUGCAGCUGCUGGCGCUCACCAGGGUGGGCCGCUGCCGCCUCAGGGGUCUCUUCUUGUACGAGCUGCACUGCACCUUAUCUGAAAAAAUGCGUCGAAGUCCAUCACAUUCCAUCAAGACUGGGGAAUCGGAAGUGCUGGAGUGCCUGGAAGAGGCGGCGGACAUCUUCCGGCUGGAAGCGAUGGCGCCGCCAGACCUGGCCUCGCGCCUGGAGGCCUGCAGGGAAGCCGCCGACCACCGCUGAGCGGCGCUGCAGUCUGCGAAUAAGCUGGUUACAGCACUGGUGGCGCUCUCGAGUGCGUCUGGAAGUGGCUAUGUGAUUUGGCAAAACUUUAUUAUGUUACAAUGUUUACGUGUUAUACCUAAUUAAUUAUUGGUGAAGAAUAUACAAAAAUUGUUUCUUGAGCA
Schistocerca piceifrons (Central American locust) is the source of this 2223-nucleotide messenger RNA. RefSeq names its product SET domain-containing protein SmydA-8-like. The transcript has 9 exons. NCBI's taxonomy places the organism in Eukaryota, Metazoa, Arthropoda, Insecta, Orthoptera, Acrididae. The record is from RefSeq and is a predicted model, not a curated record. The coding region runs from base 110 to 2059 and encodes 649 amino acids. Gene Ontology annotation, molecular function: protein binding.